CCGCCGUUUGCCCACGGCACCAGGCCCGGUUGGGUCAGCGCAUCCUCUCGAGACCCGCGCGGCCUUGGCGUGCCGUGUGCCCACAUCCCUGUCGUCUCUUGACGAAACGCUCGUGACGCUCGGCCGGGGCGCAUCAUACGCACGCUGCCCACGACCAUGCCCGCCUACUCCUAGCCACCACCCCUCGAUCUCCCGUAUAUCCUCGCCCAUCUCUACUGCUCUCCUUGCCGCCGCAACCUCCGCCUCCCUACAACUCACUCCCGAACCCUCCACCGCUGCCCCCGGUCGCUGCCUGGCCGCCCAACAAGAUCCCCCAUCGUUGAGCUCCGCGCUCAAGCUCCACCGCAACUGAUCCGACCUUCACCACCCAGGAGCUGGUCGCGCGCUCCGAUCAUUCACCAUGCAAUACGUGCGCUCCAUGUCCGGCGCCGUCUCCAAGACCUGGAACUCCAUCAACCCCGCCACCCUUUCUGGCGCAAUCGACGUCAUUGUCGUUGAGCAGGAAGACGGCUCCCUGGCUUGCUCGCCCUUCCACGUCCGCUUCGGCAAGUUUUCGUUGCUUCGCCCUUCGGAGAAAAAGGUCGAGUUCAAGGUCAAUGGAGUCAAGCAAAACUAUGCUAUGAAACUUGGCGAGGGCGGAGAAGCCUUUUUUGUCUUUGAGACUGCCGAAAGUAUACCGGAAGCUCUCCAGACUUCACCUCUGGUUUCUCCAACAUCCAGCCCGCAAUACAAAGAUUCUUCAGGCUCAAAUGUAACCUUGUCCGAGCCCGAGCCCUUCGAUCUAGCGACAGACGGACAAGAUGAGAGACCAGGGUUAACCAAGCCUACCAUUAUGGUAGACCGGGCACGAGCAAAGAGCGACCUUGGAGACAAUCCCAUGUCACCCUCUGAAAUCCCGACAGCUCCCAACUGGUCCGGCGCCUCGACACUUCCCAGGCAUUUCGACCGUGUACACAGCGACGACAUUCUUCCUACAAAAACUUCCUUGACCAAGGCUUUCACAGAGGGUCCACAAGGCUUCGAUCCUGCAUUAGAGCCACCAGGGCCGGGUUCUCUCUCUCACCGUUCCACAAGCCCCCCUCCUAUUUCCCACACUGAGGCAGUUGCUCGUGCCGUUACACUCUCGAAAAAGCUAUGGAAUUCGAACAUCUCUUCGCAGGUCACAGAGACUGGAGAUUUGAAGCUAGAUAUGACGGGUUACAAGAGCAGUGAAGAGGAUGGUCUGCGAGCCGAAGUCAUUGCGCGCAAGAUCCUUUCCGAGGAACUGGAGGGCAACUACGACAUCGGCGCUUUGAUCGGUGCGGACGAGCAUGGCAAUCUCUGGAUAUACAGCAGUGAGGAAGCGAAGCAAGCUGCCGGCCGUAAGGCAGGUCUGCAGGGCCUAAACCCGGAAGCCAUGAGGUCUGCAGACGCCCUUAGCGACCCUGGAUACCACAGCGACGAUGCUGUCUGCAGCGAUGCCGAGACUGAAAUUGGAACUAUGCGUAUGCGACGGGAGUCUGACAGCGGUGUCGGACUUCCGACACCCCCCAAGUCUCCGGAGAAGGCCUCGGCGGGCGAUCCCAACAGAAACUAUGCCAAGACACUGCGGCUCACCAGCGACCAGCUCAAGGCGCUGAACUUGAAAUCCGGAGAGAACACGAUGAGCUUCAGCGUCAAUCGGGCUACGUGUGUGGCUUACAUGUACUACUGGCGGCACAACGUCCCCGUUGUCAUCUCCGACAUUGACGGGACCAUCACCAAGUCGGAUGCCCUGGGCCACGUACUCAACAUGAUUGGGCGUGACUGGACGCACCUAGGAGUCGCCAAGCUCUACACCGAUAUUGCCACGAACGGGUACAAUCUCAUUUACCUCACGUCACGUUCUGUAGGCCAAGCAGACACCACACGUGCUUACCUGAAUGGCGUCGUUCAAGAAGGAUACAAACUUCCAAAGGGAGCUGUUAUCAUGAGUCCUGAUCGCACGAUGGCCGCCCUUCGCCGAGAAGUCUACCUAAGAAAACCUGAGGUGUUCAAGAUGGCUUGUUUGCGCGACAUCAUGAACCUGUUUGGCAAGCCUGCGGGUCAAACUCCUUUCUAUGCUGGCUUUGGAAACCGUUUGACCGACGCGCUGUCUUACCGCUCCGUUAACAUACCAUCGACGCGCAUUUUCACGAUCAACAGUAAUGCCGAAGUCUCCUUAGACCUCUUGUCGCUGAACAAGUACAAGACGGGUUAUACCAGCAUGCGUGAGAUUGUGGAUCAUUAUUUCCCUCCCGUCGGUCUCCUCGUCCAGAACGGAGGCGAGGAGUUCACCGACUUCAACUAUUGGCGCGAUAGGACUUUGGAACUGGAUGAGUUCUCGGCCAGUGAGAGCUCCGACACAGAGAGCGAAGACGACCAAGCCGACGAAGAAGGCAGUGUGCAUAGCGAGGACGAAGCAGAGGGCGAGGUUGACGGCGACAUGGAAGCCAGCUAUAUGACACGCGAUUCCAUUGACGAGACAGGGCAGAUGGAGGACUCGAUUAUGGAGAGCAUUGACGGUGACGCUGCAGACGACGAAGAGUAUGACGAAGAUGACGAAGGUUCAGAAGACGAAGGCUCAGACGAAGAAGAAGCCGGAGAAGGCAGGUUUGACGGUUACGAAGAAGAAAUAGACGAAGAGGAAGCGAGAGAGCUGGACCGGCAGUUAGAGGAGCUGGGGCUCGAUUCGGACAUGACGCCCGGCCAGUCCCCGUCCGCAGCAGACAAGACUACGCCCAGCGGCAAGGCCUUGGCGCCUGCUUCGACCUCGCCAGAACGCAGCGGCGCAGGCCGUUCAGCGACGCCCGAGACGCCUACGCGUCGGAGGUAGGUCUCUGCACGAGAAGACACACGGCUUGAUGGCAACGGCGCACUUUUGCGGGGGACUGGGCAAUCUUUCUUUUUUUCCGGACUUUGAGCAGCAUUGCGUGGGCGCUUUAGGGAGCAGCUGUAUUACGACGUUGUAAUAUGUGUUUUGGUGGGUUGGGGUGUGCUAUGGGAAAUCACUCCUCUGGGUUUUUGACAUUACUUCUCGUAAAUGAUUGGGUUUUCUGCUUGUGCAGCUGCGGUAUGCUGGAGUGUGUUUCUAGACUGUUGCUAUGCGCGGUUAGAGGGGUGUGCUGCGGUCGUAUGGAGUAAAUAUUGUUGCUUUGUAUGCUUUUGUGAGCUACUUGUCUUGUUGUGAGUAUAAGCUCUAUAUCCGUCUACGAAGU
Aplosporella prunicola CBS 121167 is the source of this 3215-nucleotide messenger RNA. RefSeq lists its product as uncharacterized. Gene Ontology annotation, cellular component: nucleus. Gene Ontology annotation, biological process: fatty acid catabolic process; triglyceride biosynthetic process. Gene Ontology annotation, molecular function: phosphatidate phosphatase activity. The coding region runs from base 401 to 2833 and encodes 810 amino acids. The record is from RefSeq and is a predicted model, not a curated record. NCBI's taxonomy places the organism in Eukaryota, Fungi, Ascomycota, Dothideomycetes, Botryosphaeriales, Aplosporellaceae. The transcript is spliced from 3 exons.